Varroa destructor (honeybee mite) is the source of this 5786-nucleotide messenger RNA. It is a transcript of the gene frtz, whose product is annotated as WD repeat-containing and planar cell polarity effector protein fritz. NCBI's taxonomy places the organism in Eukaryota, Metazoa, Arthropoda, Arachnida, Mesostigmata, Varroidae. Gene Ontology annotation, cellular component: axonemal basal plate. Gene Ontology annotation, biological process: establishment of protein localization; nervous system development; cilium organization. The record is from RefSeq and is a predicted model, not a curated record.
UUGCUAUAAGGCGCCUAAUUCCACACAGUCCUACGUCGUUGUCUCUAGGACGAAACUCUUAAACAUAAGAAGAACAUCCUGCAGUUAACGUCAAUUGACCCAAUAAGCAGUCAAAAAAUUCGCACACACAAAAGGGUUCAGAUUAUACCACAAAUGUUUUUGGUACCAGGAAGACGUGUUUAUUUAUAUCAGUCACUGGAAGUGGAUCCAGUACGGGUAUUAGAAUGGUGUCUAAUUCAAUGACAGUGGCCUGAAUUCAUACACGAAGCAAAAGAAACAUGCGAAGAUAACGUUUUUGUCGUGUCGGAUAAAUGUGUUGUGAAGAAUGUGGAAAAAUCACGUUCAAAUUAGGCAACAAGCUUAGCAAACAAUAUAAAAAGCUUCACAUAAAAAAUAAACAAGGAAUCCUCAUGACCGCGGCGGCCUCACUCCCCUACGAGCUGGUGUUCCUGACCACAUCUAAUACCGUUGUAGUAAAAGAUUUGGAUCAAGCAUGUUACCGGCUGCACGACAAAGCCGGAGAGUCCGUGGCUGGAGUAGUUGACCCGUUGUUGCGAGAAGCCCGUCGUGCGCUUCAGGACUCAAAAAAGCUCCCAUGGAGGCUAACAGGAAAGCUUAAAGAUCACCUUCGGGAACUCGAAAGUCUCCAGGAAAAAGAACGAUGUCUAGCAGUAUCGUGGAUUGCACCGAGAUUGUUGACUAUGCUAUUCGGCAAUGGAGCCCUUUGCAUUAUACAGACGGAUGGCAUAGGUCCGUCGGUUUCGCGCAUCUUCAUAGAUCGAAGUUUAUGUGAUCGCUUCACGGAGAACCGCUCUGAGAGACCUGUCCACGCAAUUAUACAUGGGAAGACCAUUGCUGUUUCUUUCUACGAGCCAAAGGUGUUGGUUGUACGAUUACUGCGAUCUCUAUCUUCGUUAGCAUCUAGUGGAGGACAUCGGUGGCGACCUCUGGCUGGAGAUGCUCGAAUAACGGCAUUAGCAACUGUGGGUAUCGGAGGUCGACGCGCUGAUCGUCGUUUGACCUGGGCUCCGUCUCGGGGCUGGCUUGUGGUGUUCUGGAACGGUGCCGCUCGGGACGAUGCUUUACCGUGGAGUCCACUUCUAACCGAUAAACAACGUGCAAACGUUCUUAUAUACACGAUGCUGCAGGAAAACAACGCUAUAGAACUGUUUUCGUAUGGUCGCAUUGAACGCGCGAUUCAUGCAGCGGAGCUAAGUCACCAUGUGGCUAAUAACCUAAUCACGGUUGAAGGACCACCAGCUGCCGAGGAAGAUCCCAACGAUUCUGAGGCUGAUGACGAUUAUCGAAAACAUGAGAGAAGUCGACCUGUACCUGUUCAUGCAGCAUAUGUCUGCGUCUAUCAAAUUGGACAUGGUCGCUUCGUGCGUUUAUCCUGCGUGACCAUAUCGCUCGAUUCGGCUCUGACCGGCUGUGGUCUCUAUCAGGCAUUGCAGCGAGUUCUUAUUGCGACACGUGAACAGACCGUUCUCUGUUACGACGCUGUUCGACGGAAAAGCUCCACAAGGCGGUUAGGAGUUGCUGUCGAUCGUAUAUCCUGGCAUCCGGAUGGAGCGUUCGCCCUUUUGGCCUCUCUACAGGGGAAGCUAUUAGCAGUUGAUAUGGCUCUUAAUAAUCUUCCACUAUGCGCGGUGUCGGACGUAGCUGCACCUCACGAUUUACUCGAUCUCAACCCGUUCUUUCGUCAUAAACCAUCUCCUCUGUGUAUUGAGUGGGAGCCAAGGUCAAGUGUCAGCCAAAGCAAUGAUCAUACGACCAGUGGACUGGGUGUGCUUGUAAUUGAUAGGACCUGCCUUGUAUUUAUCAACGUUCAGCUUAGCAACGGGGGUCCACUCUGCCCAGAAGCCGGAGAACCCGGAUGGUGCGGAGGAUGGGGACCUGUACAACUAUGUGAACUUUAUAGUCGACGAGGAGCGAUGGAUGCGGCUCUGAGUCUGUUGCGUGCUCUCAGUUGGGCUGAAUUUGCUCCGCUUUGUUAUCGCAUGCUAAUCAAGUGCUGUAAUCGACUACUAACGAAGCCUUUUGAUGACCACGUGGAAGCACAACUUGAGUGUGCCAUGGCAAGCUUUUUUUGCGAGGGUCCAUGCUUGGAGGAGGGAAUUUUAGCCCAGUUUAUGCCAAAGGUGGUCAAUUUGGCCAGAAGGUUCUUCUUCGAGUUAAUGAGGCACGGACGAUACGAGAAGGCCUUCCUGCUCGCCGUUGACAUUGAAUCCGUUGACUUAUUUUAUGACCUUUGUACCAUUGCAAAACGUCUACGGCUAUCAGGUCUCGUGCGAGCCUCACAGCGAAAGAUCGAAGAGCUCGAAUCAUCAACAUGCUCAUCAUCAUUCAGUUCACAUUGUACCUCAAGCAGUUCGGACCAUUCAGAUGCCUCUGGAUCCGGAUCAGGGAGUUCGUCAAACGACGAGCUUGAUUGGAUUGGGCGAGAACACCAGUUUAUUCAGCUAGAGCCCACUCAAGUGAAGGUUGCGGCCGCCACGCCGACAAAACAACUGACGUUAGGUCCCAGCAGUGGUAGUUCCGCGAGCGGACUGAUUAGUGGGACAACCAGUGCCGGUAUGAACGCCACCGGAAGCCUCGCGCAAACCGUAUCCGGGACAAACUUGCCGCGCGCUUUACUUCUCCCUCAAGCGCCAAUUGCGCCGACAGCGGACUCAGCUGUAGCGUUGGCUGUAUCUACGACACGGCGUCAGCUAACUGGUAAUAGCGGGAAGCCUACAACGGGGUCACCUGCUGUAGAUAGACCCGAUACGGAACAGAGAAAAGCCGUUGUUGAUAAACUAAGUUUGAGUCGUUACCGUGAACGCAGUUCGCAUACUCCCAGUGUUCCUUUACAGUCAAGUCAUGGGCAAAAUGAAGAGAAAAUAGCUGCUCUCGGUGAAGACAAGUUGUUUGAGGUUGGACCUGUGUCGACCCGCAGUCCCGCAUGGAACCGACGCAGUCCCACAAGUGUGGGCGAUCGUCCAGAAAGCACUGGCCUAGGCGGUGAAACGGAUGCAGAACAAGUCCGUCAGUUGACAAAAGGAAUUGAGUGUAUUUACUUCGGACAGCUAUAAGAGUUUAUUAAAAAAAUGAUAAUUUCGGUUAAGUCUCUAUAACGAAUGUCUAAUCUGACUUGUUGGAGACAUCGUAGUCGUAUAGGUUCGUGUUCACGGUCUGGAUCACUGGACCAUUUCAGAGUAAUCGUAAUUGUGUGCGAUUAUCUAAACUAAGAGAAUUUCUGUGCGUAAUGCGAUAAUCCAACGCGACAGUUGGUAAAUCAAAAUGCUGGAAACAGCCAAAGAAUUAAUUUUUCCAUUCUUUUGCUUGACUAAAAACCAAGCCUUUAAAUCAUUAAACCCCCAAGCUGAAAGUUUUGUGUAGGCAAGAAUACAUUGUUCCGCAUUUCACCGUACACAGGGCAAGCUUUCGCGCAAAGUGCUGGCUUGAAUGAAUCCUUGUUGCUUAAUUAGGUUUCCUUAUUCUCUAUAAGCGUGCUGUAUCCUAUUGGGCAGAUGUAAAGGUGUUCAGAUUCAUCAAAAUAGGUUUACGCUAGGUAUGGUCUUGCCAUUCUACGAAUGAGAAAACAAUGUUUUCUCGCAUAUCCCGGUAUGUAGAAUAGACAGAAUCCUUGCAUGUUUUUUUAACCUUCUGACUUGCUUAGUGUACCAAUGUAUAUACACAUGUUUAUACAAACUAGAUCUUAGCUGCAGGUUCAUUGUCAAUCUAUUUAUGGCUUGUCGAUGAUUGACGGUAACCAUUUGAGUUAAAUUUUAAAUUAUAUAAAAUAAUUGUUCAUCCGAUUUUAGGAAAAUAGGCCAUGGAUUAGUGUUACGUAUUAAACUGAAGACUAACUAAUUUUGAUGCACGUUAAUUUCUAACCGGAAGUCGUGUCUAUCCAGUUCAAUAGCAAAUGAGCUUCAAAUGAAAAAGGUGUUUCUAAAUGUUUUCGAUUGUUUCGGACUUCACGUGUUGUGAAGUUCGCUGGCCAAACUUCGCGCAUUAUUUAGCUGUAUUAUAAUCUGUGGCUUUCUCCUAUAAGGUUCAUGUUUACGGCGAUAUGUUUUACUAUACGAUACUUCAUCUUAUACGAAUGAUGUUAAUUUCUGACCGCACUGUGUCCGCUUAUCUGUAGAGCACGCCAUGCAUUAACGGCUAGAUAUAAUAGAGUAGAAUCCGUUUAUCUAGUAAUACUGGAAGCUUCCCAGCGCCCCUUAAUAUAGUCGGUAUGAAAUAUUAAAUACCAGAAAAAAAAUCUUUGAAGAAGACCAAAAUCUAGGUUCAUAUAUAUAUAUCUACGUAUAAACAGGAGAGGUCACUCUUUUGGCCAACACCAUGGCUAUACGUGAUAAUUAUUGCAGUGAUUGAGGUAUAAAUUAACGGUUGCACAAUAGGACUUUUUCGAAUUGUUUUUCAAUUAUUUACAAUGCCUAAUGUUGUACUAUAAGUAACCCGUAACACAAAUCUUCACUAUACGAAAACGUGCACAUCCCUGAUCCUAACACGGAUGUUUCCAUUUAUAGUAUCAUACAGAACAGGCGCAAUUCUAGUGACCUAACGAGCGAAAAGAGGACAGUAUCGGCCUAAAUGCAAUAGCUGAUACUCGAUCCCUGAAUAUGUAUUUAAACACGUUUCGAUGCCAAAAGGGGCUUCCAGGAAUAUUUUAUGAGAAUUUGUCUAUCUCAGUUAGUAUUAUAAUCCUAGAUGUAUGGUGGAAGACAAAUGUUCUAAUCUCAAUAUAACCGCGCCAGCCAAUUUUCAUUCGAGGUGUUGGCGAUAAUAAGGGUACUACCAAAAAGCAUGCACACAAAAAGGUACCAGGCAACGUAUUAAGCGUCGUUAUAUCAGCACAGUUCUAUGCCUUGCUGUGACUAUGCUCGGUAAACAGUAGCUGAGUAGCGCAUCGGGGCGAAACACAACAUUCUUGUAAGCGUACCAUCAGUAAUGGACCUGUGGCAUUUUAUGGCAUUUCUUGGAAAUUUUUGGAAAAGUCACUGUAGUCUUCAUAGACCAGUCAUCGUGCAGGUGCCGCAGAUGUAAAAAAUAAACGAUUUUGAAUGCAGGGCAAAUUUAGUGUGCAACAUUUACAACGUAAACUACAGAAUCAUCGAAAGGAAUAGGUUUCACAAAGCGCAUAUUCCAGGAGAACAAACACCUAUUUUCUCUGCUCAUUUUUACUAUUGCAAAGUUUGCAAACAUAAAUUCAGUGUAAUGUAACGCUUUCCAUGGCAGCGAAAACACUUGACUGUUUACGUUAAUAAUUAUUAUUACAAACGCAAUACAAUAUGUCUACUACAACGUACCUGAACAUAUAAACGUAUGGCCAAAUCAUACAGGUGCUUGCAAGCGACAUUGAGCCCAUUAUUUCGGUGCCGAAUCUUCCAUUUACCCUAUAUAGAACGCAAUUUGUCGGUUGGAAAGUUACUGUCUACUGUGCGGUCUCGUAAGAUCGCGUACGAUUGCGUCGUAUACUGCCAGUUUGCGCAGUGCUUGAGUUCGUAUAAGCUCAUACUGCCUUCACAGAAACAAGUGCUAGCACAAACUGCUGUUGAACAGCUUAUAUAGAAAACAGGAAGCAUUAAGAAAAUGACCGAAAAUACAAACAAAUGACAAAAUCACAGUAUACUUUUAAGUCAGUCACCUAAAUAGUUCUCGGGAGAAUCUGGAGAUCUGAUAAAUAUGACUGUUCCCUGUUGUAGGACAAACUUCUUAACAUAAAUGUCGAUGCGUCAUUGUUGCAAGUCAAAUAAACUAACAGUCCUAAUUUAUUUACCCUGUUCAAUCAUUUG